AUGUCUUUUCUGAUCCGGAUGCCUUCUGAACUGUGUACCCAUCUACUUGGCGGCCUCUCUCAUUGUCCAAUGCUCAGUAGCUCUGCAGCAGUGUACUGAGUAUGUGCAGUGACUGCCACCUUUCACCUGCUAGGCGUGCUGCUGGUCCACAUCCACUCCCCUACCAGCCUGCAGGCACAGCUAUUAAUCCUUCAGGGACAGGAUCACACUCUGUGCCUGCCUGGACUAAGUAAAAUGGAAUCCCAAACACCAGAUACAUUUCUGGCAGUGCUAAGUGCUGGCUUCAUGUAUGCUUGUGUGCUUUUUGCUUGGUCAAUGAAUGAAACUUCCUACCUGGCUGGAUUAUUUGGGAUGUGGAUCAUCAAUGUUUACAGCUAUGAGUUCCAGAAGACCACACUCCUUUUUUGCUGCCCACAAACUGUGGAAGGUGACCCUCCCCUCACUCCAGGACACAGGGCUGGGGCUGCUGAGCCAGCUGACCAAGAGACCUCUCCAGCUCCUCUACGGCAAGCCCAGAAUCUUUCCUACAGCUACUCUACAUUCUACUUUGUCUUCUUCCUUGCCUUACUAUAUGUCAUGGUUACCAUUACCAACUGGUUCAGCUAUGAGGGAGCAGAACUGGAGACGACUUUCACCAGGGGUAGCUGGGCUACCUUCUGGGUCAAGGUUACAUCAUGCUGGGUCUAUGCACUGCUCUAUCUGGGGCUGCUCCUCGAACCAUUCUUUCGGCCAUCCAGAACCCUAUCUUCAGUCGACAUUGCAUCAAUAUUGCCAGAUAACAAAUACCCACUCCAGGCCCCCAACCUCAUUGCUGUGAUGAUGGCCAAGGUCUUGGGUGAGGCACAAAAAUCAGAAAGAAAUCCCUAUGGUUCUUAA
Messenger RNA from Sorex fumeus (smoky shrew), 876 nucleotides. It is a transcript of the gene SERINC4, whose product is annotated as serine incorporator 4. NCBI's taxonomy places the organism in Eukaryota, Metazoa, Chordata, Mammalia, Eulipotyphla, Soricidae. The record is from RefSeq and is a predicted model, not a curated record. Gene Ontology annotation, cellular component: membrane.